Messenger RNA from Diospyros lotus (date-plum), 758 nucleotides. Its product is annotated as zinc-finger homeodomain protein 10-like. Gene Ontology annotation, biological process: regulation of DNA-templated transcription; regulation of developmental process. NCBI's taxonomy places the organism in Eukaryota, Viridiplantae, Streptophyta, Magnoliopsida, Ericales, Ebenaceae. Gene Ontology annotation, cellular component: nucleus. Gene Ontology annotation, molecular function: DNA-binding transcription factor activity; transcription cis-regulatory region binding. The transcript has 2 exons. The record is from RefSeq and is a predicted model, not a curated record. Bases 12 to 452 code for a protein of 146 amino acids.
GAGAGAGAGAGAUGGAAGGAGACACUAGUGGAACUGCAAACGAUGUGUACAAAGAGUGCUUGAGAAACCAUGCGGCUACCCUCGGCAGCUACGCCACCGACGGCUGCGGAGAGUUCACGCCGGGCCCGGACGACACCCUACAAUGCGCAGCCUGCGGUUGCCACCGCAACUUCCACCGGAAAGUCACCUACGGCAGCGGUGGCGGCGGCGGCGGCCCUACGUCCGGAAUAAUGCCGAUGUCGACCACCUCGACCAACCCAGAAUCGUCGGAGGGGGGUGGGAGGAAGCGGUUCAGGACCAAGUUCACGGCGGAACAAAAGGAGAAAAUGCUGGCGUUUGCUGAGAAGCUGGGGUGGAAGAUGAAGAGGAAGGAGGAGGACGACGAGAUCGAGCGGUUUUGCAGGUCGGUGGGGGUGUCGAGGCAGGUUUUCAAGGAGCAACAAAGUGUGUGAUCCAAGAUAAGGAUGGGCUCGUGCAUUACCACUAGGUGCCUGCGAGGACACAACUUGUCACAAUUUGGAGUGGCAAGACAGAAGACAUCUUGGAAAUAGGUUUGUGCCAUCUUAGGAUGCCUAAUGAGAUAUCGUCUCUUACAUGGUGUGCGCUUAUGGGUUUUGGUGUAAUACAAUAUUAGAAAUUUUGCAUAUCUUAGAAAAAAGGGUAGUUUUGUCCUAAAAAUGAUUAUUCUUUUUGUUUUAGAGAUAGUGUUUUUGAAAUUGAUUGUCCAAAUAUUUUUUACUUUCGAUAUGAAUACUUGG